Messenger RNA from Neopsephotus bourkii (Bourke's parrot), 1541 nucleotides. It is a transcript of the gene NODAL, whose product is annotated as nodal growth differentiation factor. The transcript is spliced from 3 exons. NCBI's taxonomy places the organism in Eukaryota, Metazoa, Chordata, Aves, Psittaciformes, Psittacidae. Gene Ontology annotation, molecular function: cytokine activity; type I activin receptor binding; growth factor activity. Gene Ontology annotation, cellular component: extracellular region. Bases 90 to 1205 code for a protein of 371 amino acids. The record is from RefSeq and is a predicted model, not a curated record. Gene Ontology annotation, biological process: SMAD protein signal transduction; BMP signaling pathway.
AGGGAGAGGAGGGGAGGGGGCCGGGGCCACCCGGGGCGGCGCUCGGGGCCGCGGUACAAAUAGAGCGGCUGCGGGUGGCCCCUGCAGCCAUGCGGGUCCCGCUACGCUCCGCACCCGCGCUGGUGCUCUGCGCCCUCGCCCUGCUCCGCUUGGGCUGCGCUCAAACCCGCGCAGCGCCCGGGGCACCCGCCCGCUCCCCGCCGCGCUGCCCCGCGCUGAUGCUGCAGCUCCUCCGCGCACCUCCCGCCCCGCUCCGCGCCGCCGCCGCCGCUGCCUUCAGCCUCUCCCCGCACGGCUCGGUGCAGAGCGGCUCCCGCUGGGCUCUCUCCUUCGACAUGUCCUCGCUGUCCAGCAGCCAGGAGGUGAACCUGGCCGAGCUCCGCAUCCUCCUGCCGCGGCUCUCCCCAUCCCACAACGUGUCCCUGGACAUCUACCACAGCCGACGGUGCCGGAGCGCCGGCCCCUGCCCUCACCAGCUCCUCCUGGGCUCCGUGUCUGGCAGCCCCUCUUCCAUCCAAGCCCCUUGGAAAGUGUUUGAGGUCACCACGCUGCUCCGCUCCUGGCUGCACCAAGACACAGCCCCUGGGUACCACACGGCAGCGGAGCAGUGGGAUGCGGGUGGUCCGGAUGCAGCCGUGAUGCACUCACCUGCCUUGAGUGAUGCCGGCCAUGGGGAUGCGAUGGACAGAGCCCUGCUGCUCGUGUUCUCCAAGGAUAAAUCACCGGGAGACCACAGCCUCAUCAGGACAGCGGAAACCUCCAAGCACGUCAUGCGUGAGAGCAGCAACCAGAGCAGCAUCCCAGGGAUGCGCCGGCAUCGCCGCACCAAGAAGGAGAAGCAAAGGAUCAAAGGGAGCGAUGCUGGCGCUGCUGUUGCAGGCGAGGAGGGCAGGCCCCUGUGCAGGAGGGUGGAUAUGAUGGUGGACUUCGAGCAGACCGGCUGGGGCAGCUGGAUCGUCUACCCCAAGAAGUACAACGCGUACCGGUGCGAAGGGCAGUGCCCAUCGCCCGUGGAUGAGACCUUCAAGCCCACCAACCAUGCAUACAUACAGAGUUUGCUGCAGCUCUACAAGCCCAACCAUGUGCCCUGCCCCGUGUGCGCCCCGGUCAGGAUGAGUCCCCUCUCCAUGCUCUACUAUGAGAAGGGGGAAAUCGUCGUCCGCCACCAUGAGGACAUGAUCAUCGAGGAGUGCGGCUGCAACUGAGGCUCAUCCCCUCUGCAAGGGGCACGGCUCUGCCCUGGAGGCAUCCCCAAGGACCCACCACAGGGACCGGGGUGCCUAUGGAGCGGGUUGGGGAAGCUCUGGCUGUGCCGGAGGAGGAGCGGGGUGUGCGGACGGCCUCGUGCAUGGAUGGAGCCAGGCUCUGCAUGGGAAGGGCCCUCGGCACCCCCCUGCAGCACCAGGGUGCUGGGUGCCCGGUGCUGGGUUAUCCACGUGCCAGGGCUGGUGCUGCUCCGCAGGCGCAGGGAUGGACUCGUGGGGCAUGGCUCCUGGGGACACAACAGGGAUCACGGCGGGGGGACAGUGCAUACACCAUCA